Mytilinidion resinicola is the source of this 1422-nucleotide messenger RNA. RefSeq lists its product as uncharacterized. Gene Ontology annotation, biological process: regulation of transcription by RNA polymerase II. Gene Ontology annotation, cellular component: nucleus. Lineage: Eukaryota; Fungi; Ascomycota; Dothideomycetes; Mytilinidiales; Mytilinidiaceae. Gene Ontology annotation, molecular function: DNA-binding transcription activator activity, RNA polymerase II-specific; RNA polymerase II cis-regulatory region sequence-specific DNA binding. The record is from RefSeq and is a predicted model, not a curated record. The transcript is spliced from 5 exons. The coding region runs from base 1 to 1422 and encodes 473 amino acids.
AUGGCCGCCGCUGUUGCUUCCCAACACGCUGGAAUCUGGCACCAACGACGAACAAACCAAGCCGUCCAUGUCCCCAACAUGAGCAUGAGCAUGCUUCCUUCUUACGACACUUCUGUGCGGACAGUAUCAAACCCCCCAGUCUCGAGAGCUUUCCAGCCAACACACCUUGACCUGGCCAUGCCAAUGUUCCAAAGCCACCCUACGACUUCAGUCCCGUACCAAUCUGGAGCUUAUGCGUUUGAUCCCCUCGCAGUGAACCCAUACAACAUGCAACAAGCCUUCAACAUGAAUUACCCUCCGACAAUGGCCCACCCCGUGGCAUACUCGGGCCCCAACGAGCUUCCAAAUAGCCUACCAACCACGAGAGACGUCCGCAACAACUACCCCAUGAUGGAGAGCACCCCACCAGUCAAGACCGAAGCAGCCUCUCCCAUCCAGUUAAGCCAGGUCUACAACGAUGCCAAUUACGCCGACGUCUGCAAGGACACCAGCUCCGAGUCUGACAGCGCUAUCAACUUUGCAACCGAUGUGGAUACGCUGAUGAAGGCCAUCCAGGCCAAGUCAAACCAGGCAAAACGACAGCAGCAGCCCAGUAAGUCCAGCGGUGACAGCGAGAAGACCAAGUCCAGUCAGAAGUCGAAGAAGAGAUACCAAUGCAGCAUGCCUGACUGCCACAAGAGCUUCUAUCAGAAGACUCACCUUGAAAUCCACACUCGUGCUCACACUGGAAUUAAACCAUUCCUGUGCAAGGAACCAUCAUGUGGACAACGGUUCUCCCAGCUUGGAAACCUCAAGACCCACGAGCGAAGACACACCGGGGAGCGACCGUACCAGUGCGACAUCUGUGGUAAGACAUUCGCACAACGUGGCAAUGUUCGAGCACACAAGAUUGUGCACCAACAGAUCAAGCCAUUCACGUGCAGACUGGACGAUUGCGGCAAGCAAUUUACUCAACUUGGUAACCUCAAGUCACACCAAAACAAGUUCCAUAUAUCGACUCUGCGUUAUUUGACCUCGAAAUUUGCAUCCAUCAGAGAGGGUGACCCCGUGACAGCCCAAGACAAGGACCUCUGGGAGUACUUUGCUGCCCUGUAUAAGAACUCCAACAAAGGCAUCAAAGGACGCGGCAAAGACAGGAGAAUAUCGGCUGCCCCGUCUUCUGCUGUUUCCUCAUCUUCCUCCUAUUCGUCCCUAGCCACAGCAUCGUCCUCAGCGUCGCACCGAAUUCACCACAGCUAUACCCACCCACACCCAGGAAGCGACCGGAGCAGCCGCUCUUCAUCAUUAUCCUCGGAGGCCGAGCAAGACCACAAAUCCAGCCACGACGGCUACGACUUCAGCGGCCCAGUCGAUACUGGCCAUUACAACAGCCAAGCUACCGGAUACGGUGACAUGGUCUUUCCCGAACGAAAGAUGUACUGA